GUCGGCGUCCUAAAAGCCGACAUCCGGGCGUUCACUGUCCCGUUUUUGUCGUUGGUGUGUCCUAUCGCUAUCGUUAGAAUUAUAGUGUUCGCACUAUUAUUUUCUUUCUCCGUCGAUACAACCGUGUGUAAUUUAAGCAGCGUAAACAAUGGUUGACCAGCAAGAGAAGAAGGACUUCAGUGAGGAUGUUGCGGAGCAAAAUUUCGACAAGAACGGCGAUGCUGAGAGCGGCGGCAUCGGUGGUGGCGGAGACUCCGUAGAAAAUGGCCAGGACUCGCAGGAGGACAGAAAGUUAUUUGUCGGUGGCUUGAGCUGGGAAACAACUGACAAGGAAUUAAGAGAUCACUUUAGCACAUACGGAGAGAUUGAGAGUAUUAAUGUAAAGACAGAUCCUAAUACGGGGAGAUCGAGAGGUUUCGCCUUCAUUGUCUUCGCCAAAGCCGAAGCUCUCGAUAAGAUUAUGUCGGCUGGUGAUCACGUUAUCAACAAUAAAAAGGUAGAUCCAAAGAAGGCAAAGGCCAGACACGGGAAAAUCUUUGUUGGCGGUCUCUCGACGGAGAUGUCCGAUGACGACAUCAAAAACUUCUUUUCACAAUUUGGCAAUAUUGUCGAGAUGGAAAUGCCGUUCGACAAGACAAAGAACCAGAGAAAAGGGUUCUGCUUUAUUACGUUCGAAUCAGAGCAGGUAGUCAACCAGUUACUCAAGAUACCAAAACAGACUAUUAAUGGAAAAGCGGUGGACGUAAAGAAGGCGACACCCAAGUUAGAUGGAAUGGGUGGAAUGCGCGGCGGAAUGAUGGGUCGUGGUAGAGGCGUUCGAGGACGAGGUCGUGGAUUCGGAGGACAAGGUGGUUGGGGGCAAGGUUAUGGUGGAGGCUACAGCGGAGGUUACAGUCAGGGUGGCUACGGAAGUGGCUACGACGGUUAUGGUGGUUACGAUUAUUACGGUGGAGGUUACGGAGGUUACGGCGGCUAUGACUACAGCGGCUACGGCGAUGGCUAUGGCUAUGGCGGUGGUAAUUACGAAGGUGGCUACACGGGCGGGCGCGGUGGUGCACGCGGUGGUAAAGGUUCUCUUCCUCACUACAGAUCUCGUCGCUCGUCCAAUCAUCAUUCCAUCUUACCGCGUCCCUUCCAGAAGAUUUCAACAAACCACUAUACCGAGAAACCAUAAUCGAGACAGCAGUUAGCGAUUUCAUUUUAUAUUUAACUCCACGUCUAUAUGCUUCCCUUUCUGCCGUUUGCAGCCUAAGCCUGUAAUUGUUUUUCUCCUUUUUAACUGUGCGAUUGCGGUAGAAAAGUAAGCAUAUAAAAAAAAAAAUAAAUAAAAGAAAAUCACUGACAACAUUGAAUGUAUACUGAACAAAGAUGUGCAGUAAUUCAACAGUAUAAACAAUCUUGAAAGAAAUAAUGUUGCCGUAUAAUAGUUGAAAUGAGAUAAGAUAGUUAUAUAUAUAAAAUAAAAAGAUAUGUAAACACGGUAACACGCAAUAUAAAAAUAUUUGCGUUGUUACUGAAGAGUGCAUCGCUCGACAUUAUUUACAUUGUAACCUAUUUACAUAUUUUUUAUCUUGACACUCGGAUAUGCUGCAGAUGUAAGCAGUUUUUGGCUAAAUUAUAUUUAUGAUUAAUCAUAAAAAUUAAUUUCAAAAAUUUUGAUCGAUUAAACGGACGCGUCGUUUGUUUAACGUAAGUUGCGUUUUCCUCUUUACCAUAUAUUAUGUUAUAUCUUUCAAAAUAUAACAUCAUUAUGUUGUACAUAAUUGUAUUAAGUUUUGUUCUUUCUAACAUAAUAUCAUUUCUCUUGUACAUGUUCAAAAAAUAGAGGUAUAUGUUUAAAAAUGGUAGAAGAGAGAAAAAUGCAAGCGUUAUACGAGCUUCGCUAGAAAAAUUAUCGACUGACUAAUCUGACCGGCAUUAAGGAUCUAAUUUUCUCUCAAAAACUACAAGUUGCUAGAAAAAUGUAAAGCGCGUUAUCUACAUGUAAGCGAACAACAAAGAAGGAAGAUCGUGUAAUGAAUCCCUUAUUAGAGUGCAAGCGUGCGUGUGUCAGUAA
Messenger RNA from Odontomachus brunneus, 2056 nucleotides. RefSeq names its product RNA-binding protein squid-like. The transcript is spliced from 8 exons. The coding region runs from base 149 to 1174 and encodes 341 amino acids. Gene Ontology annotation, biological process: regulation of gene expression. NCBI's taxonomy places the organism in Eukaryota, Metazoa, Arthropoda, Insecta, Hymenoptera, Formicidae. The record is from RefSeq and is a predicted model, not a curated record. Gene Ontology annotation, molecular function: RNA binding. Gene Ontology annotation, cellular component: nucleoplasm.